AUGGAAGAGAUUAAUCAUUUUAGUCAUAAAAACCAUCCAUUAAAGCUCCUCAAUUCUCACACGAUUGUAAGUGCUACUGUUGGUGGUGAUGAAGAGAAACCAAAAUUCAUUGAAUGCUACGUAUGUGGAAAACCCAUAUCAAGUGGCUUUGCAUAUGGUUGCAUCCAAUGUCGUUACUUUCUGCAUAAAGAAUGUGCACAACUUCCGCCAACUUUCAACGACCCUUCCUUAUAUAACCAUCUUCUAACACUUACUCCUUUGAAUUCUACAUCUUCCAGAUCAUGGCGUUGUGAUGUGUGUCGUAUUCAAAAGAAACCUGGUGUGUUUUCGUAUAACUUUUCCAAGGACGGUAAGUGCAUCUUUGCAGCUUGCAUUGAUUGUUGUGUUGUUAGGAUUGCUUGUAAGGUUGAAGCGGAUGCUAUCAAGGAGGAGGCAACAAUCAAGGUUCAACAUGAAGGCCAUCCACAACACACUUUAACCCUUCAGUUAAAACAUGCAGCAUUCCUUUGUGAUGCUUGCAAUACUUAUAAGAAUGAAGGCUUGUUCUAUCAAUGUGAUAGUUGUCACUUUUGGAUCCAUAAGACUUGUGUUUCCUUAGCACCUACCAUCCACCUAACCAAUCACCCCAAUCAUGAACUUGUUCUCAUCUAUUCGCUUCCAGAAAUAUUCUUUAAUUUCUUCUACUAUUGUGAAGUUUGCAACAAAUACAUCCAGCGGAAUGAGUGGUUGUAUCAUUGUGCAAAUUGUAGAUAUUUUGUCCAUAUCAGGUGUGCCUUAAAUGCAGGGCAAACUUCUACUACUCAAAGAGAUGUCUUAAGUACUUCUUUUGUUGAUGAAGACCUAAAAGAUUUGUUGGAAUUUCCCAUGUCAAAGGCAUUCACGGAUCCAUUAAAACUGCUACAUUUGGAUAAGACAAUUAUGGAUGAUGAUGACACGAAGGAAAUUACACAUUGGAGCCACAAUCAUCCAUUAAUACAUAAUGUUGUUCAUCAAGUUAACAACAUGUGUGGUAUGAUCUCUAGUGAUCCAAUAGAGGUAUGUCACGGGUGUGUGCGACCCCUCUCCCUUCCGUUCUAUAGUUGCAAAGAUGGAUGUUCAUUUACUCUCCACAAAUAUUGCACCGAGUUACCCCUCAAAUUACAACAUCCACUUCACCCGGAUCAUUCUCUUGUCUUGAUAAACACAACGGGACAUGGUAUAAACUAUAAAUGCAUUGGUUGUUUUAGCUACGGCAACACGUUUUUGUACAACUGUGAAACUUGCAAGUUCUACCUUGAUGUCAAUUGUGCAUUUCUACCCAAAACCAUCAAACACAAAUCCCACAAGCAUCCUCUUAUCCAAGUUAUUGAUCCUGAACCUCUUUGUAGCGCAUGUGACAAAUAUUCGAACGGUAUAAGCUAUGCUUGUAAGCCUUGCGACUUCAUAUUAGACAUGUAUUGUGCAAUGAGGUCACCACAUUCCCUUGCUCAUAGAGAUGGUCUGAGUACUGUUAAUGAAGAUGAAAAUGGUUUGCUGCAUUUUCCCAUGUCAAACCAAUUUACAGAUCCAUUGAAACUACUAUAUUUUGAAAAGAUGACUCAAGAUGAUGAUGAAACAACUAAUAUUAACCAUUGGAGUCAUGAACAUCCAUUAAUCCUUCAUGUUCAACCUCAACCUACACCUAACUACAUGUCUGGUUGUAGUGAUCCAAUUGAGGUAUGUCACGGGUGUGUACGACCCCUCUCCCAUCCAUACUAUACUUGCAAAGAUGGAUGUUCAUUCGCUCUCCACAGAUAUUGCGCCGACUUACCACUCAAAUCACAGCAUCCACUUCACCCUGAUCAUUCACUUGCCUUGAUAAACACAAUGCGACAUAAGAACUACUAUAAAUGCACUGGUUGUCGUAGCUUUAGUAACACAUUUUUAUACAGAUGUGAAACUUGUGAGUUCAACCUCGAUGUCAACUGUGCAUUUCUACCGAACCACAUCAAACAUAAAUCCCACAAACAUCCUCUUAUCCAAGUUAUCGAUCCUAAACCCAUUUGUAACGCAUGCAACAAGUGGUUUAAGGGUAUAAGUUAUGCUUGUAAGGCUUGUAGCUUCACCUUGGACAUGUAUUGUGCAAUGAGAAUGACAGAUUCCCUUAGUCAUAUGUAUUGCAAGGGACAUGAAAUCCCAUUGACGUAUCCCUCGGUCAUGGAUCACCUGGAAGAUUUCUAUUUUGAUAUUUGUGAGAAAGAAAUGCAUACCAAGUUCCCCCUCUAUUAUUGUCAAAAAUGCAAAAAUUCUUUUCAUCUUGAUUGCAUUAGUCGAGUCGAUUAUUAUGCAAACAUUUUACGCGAGGGCACCUUGAAUGAUUCAUGUCACAAAGAUCCAUUAACAUUUGUUUGGAGAAAGAAAACGCCCAAGUAUGUGUGUUCUAAUUGUAAUCAAGAUAUUAAUGGUUAUUUCAUCCUCGAAUGUCGGGCAAGAGUCUAUAAUUUCAGUAUUUGUUAUGCUUGCCAUAUUAAUAAGUACUAA
This is a messenger RNA of Lactuca virosa, 2499 nucleotides long. Lineage: Eukaryota; Viridiplantae; Streptophyta; Magnoliopsida; Asterales; Asteraceae. The record is from the annotation of a GenBank genome assembly.